Molecule: messenger RNA, 7764 nt
Organism: Limanda limanda (common dab)
Lineage: Eukaryota; Metazoa; Chordata; Actinopteri; Pleuronectiformes; Pleuronectidae
Product: metal transporter CNNM4
Exons: 8
Coding region: 25-2874 (949 amino acids)
Biological process (GO): magnesium ion homeostasis; magnesium ion transport
Cellular component (GO): plasma membrane
Molecular function (GO): sodium ion transmembrane transporter activity; magnesium ion transmembrane transporter activity
Source: RefSeq, a predicted model, not a curated record
UCGCCGACGAGCAGUGAAACAAACAUGGCGACAGAAUGGAGCGGGCAGCAAGGUUAUGUGCUCACUGUCAUCAUCUGCCUGUGGAGCGCGGUGGGCGGGCGGACGGAGACGGCGGUGGCGGGGGGCUCCGGCGGCAGGGGCGGCGGCCGCGGCGGGAGCCAGGUGCUCGGCAUGCGGCUGGAGAGGAGCGACAAGCCCGCCAGCACCAAUGACGACGGUGUCAUCCAGGUGACUGAGGAGAGCUCCAUGCAGCUCCGGUUCUACGGGGUGCAGCUCCACUCGGACGCCUGGAAGCAGGUGCGCUUCACGGAGGUCCCGGACGGAGGAGGAGGAGGUGUGGACGGAGAGGAGGACGGGGGGGAGGAGGAGGCGGUGGCGGCGGCGAGGAGCGGCGGCAGCGGCAUGAUGGACGCGCCGGACCGGACCUGUGCGGACUUCACGAAGGACAUCAUCGUCGGGACCUACAUGAACGUCAGCGGCCACGGCACCUCCGGGCUGAUCUCCUUCCAGAUCAAGCCGCUCCGCAAGAGCGAGCCGCAGAAGGAGUACGCGCUGUGCACCCGGAGGAGCGAGGCGGGGAGCAGCUGGCUCCUGCUGGGGGACAGCGACGGCAGGCUGCUGGUGCUGGAGGAGAAGAAGUCGCUGCUGCCCAUGUGGCUGCAGUGCAUCCUCAUCUCCUGCCUGCUGAUGCUCUCCGGCAUGUUCAGCGGCUUGAACCUGGGGCUGAUGGCGCUGGACCCCAUGGAGCUGCGCAUCGUCCAGAGCUGCGGCACCGAGAAGGAGAAGAACGACGCCCGGAAGAUCGAGCCCAUCCGCCGCAAAGGGAACUACCUGCUGUGCUCCCUCCUGCUGGGGAACGUCCUGGUCAACACCACCCUCACCAUCCUGCUGGACGGCCUCAUCGGAUCCGGUCUGGGCGCGGUGGUCGCCUCCACCGUCGGGAUCGUCAUCUUCGGGGAGAUCGUCCCCCAGGCGCUGUGCUCCCGCCACGGACUGGCCGUGGGCGCCAACACCAUCCUGCUGACCAAGUUCUUCAUGCUCCUCACCUUCCCGGUGUCCUUCCCCGUCAGCAAGCUGCUGGACGUGCUGCUGGGCCAGGAGAUCGGCACCGUGUACAACCGGGAGAAGCUGGUGGAGAUGCUGAAGGUGACGGAGCCCUACAACGACCUGGUCAAAGAGGAGAUGAACAUGAUCCAGGGCGCGCUGGAGCUCCGGAACAAGACCGUGGAGGACGUGAUGACGCCCAUCGGGAACUGCUACAUGAUCCAGGCGGACGCCGUGCUGGACUUCAACACCAUGUCGGAGAUCAUGGAGAGCGGAUACACCCGCAUCCCCGUGUACGACGACGAGAGGUCCAACAUCGUGGACAUCCUGUACGUGAAGGACCUGGCGUUCGUGGACCCGGACGACUGCACCACCCUGAAGACCAUCACCAAGUUCUACAACCACCCGGUGCACUUUGUGUUCCAUGACACCAGGCUGGACGCCAUGCUGGAGGAGUUCAAGAAAGGUAAAUCCCACUUAGCCAUCGUCCAGAAAGUGAACAACGAGGGGGAGGGAGACCCUUUCUACGAGGUGCUGGGAUUGGUCACUUUGGAGGACGUCAUCGAGGAGAUCAUCAAGUCAGAGAUCCUGGAUGAAUCCGACCUGUACACUGAUAACAGAAACAAGAAAAGGGUGGAUCCCAACAAAUGCAAACGUGACUUUUCCGCUUUCAAGCACGAUGCCGACAGUAAGGUGAAGAUCUCUCCCCAGCUCAUGUUGGCAGCUCAUCGUUUCCUGGCCACAGAGGUGAGCCUGUUCAGCCCGUUCCUGAUCACAGAAAAAGUCUUACUGAGGAUCCUCAGACACCCGGACGUCAUCCAGGAACUCAAGUUCAACGAAAAUGACAAACGCUCACCGCAGCACUUCCUGUACCAGAGGGGUAAACCUGUCGACUACUUCACACUCAUUCUGCAGGGGAGGGUCGAGGUGGAAGCUGGAACCGAAAACAUGAAGUUUGAAACUGGGCCGUUCUCCUAUUAUGGAGUCAUGGCUCUAAGUACACCAACAAUGGCUGUCACCCCUCCUCUCUCCCCAUCAGUGGCGUCCCCCCCUCCACGACGCCUCUCACUUAAGAGGUUUUCUCUGUUCUCUCGUUUCCCAGAGUUUCGAUCUCCAUCGCACGGGGGCAACCUCAACCGCUCAGCGUCACUGAGCUGCACUGAGCGCGCUCCAGAAAGUGGCUCCCCUAUCGGUGGGAGCAACACCCAGAUCCCAGGCACCCCCUUCCAGUACAUCCCAGACUUCUGUGUGCGUGCUCUCACUGACCUGCAGUUCGUCAAGAUCUCUCGUGCUCACUACCAGAAUGGUCUCCUGGCAUCCAGGCUGGACAGCACGCCGCAGUCUCCAGAGCGCAGUCACACUCGUCUUGACACGUCCAUCUCUUUGCUCCCCAUCACGCCACCGGGGACACGCACACCACUGCCACUGGCCACACCUCCUGUGAAGCGGCCACCCUCAACCAAGCAGCCGACACCACCGGGCAGCCGCGCCGGUCUGCCUCAGACCACCUCGUCCUCCUCUUCUAGCCGCAGGCCAAGCCAGGCUCUGCCCCAAGCCACUCCCCUUCAGAGCAACCACACCUCCCUCUCCCAAACCCACCUGUCCUCCGUUAGUACGGCACCGUUCACCCUCAACCCCCACCCUAAUCUGCCCUCCAAGCCCCAGCAGUCGCCGCCCUCUGCUGGAUCAGAGAACGGGCCGGGAGAGACCACCACUCUGCUCAGCGAGCAGCAGAACUGUGUGGGCCCCCGCAGGCCAAGCCAUACCCAGGCACACCCCCACCCACACGUUCACACCAUCAGUCACGCACAGACUGAAAGCACCAUCUAACUGAGCUCCCCUCGGGGAAACCAAACUACCUGUGCACUCACAUGACACACAUUGGCACUACUACUUGUUCCUGUUUGCUUGUUGUUGCCUGAACUUUUCUGUAGACGUCAGAGGGAAGCUGAGGAUCAUCAUGUGUAUUUUGUAAACAGAGAUCCUCCUUUAUCCCCUCUUGCAUGCCCCCCCCAAUCCCACCACUGAAAAAACAUCAAGAACAGAGAACAAAGAGGGCAGAGGAACAGGGAACACUAGUGAGUUAGAAAUGUACACAGAGCUGCGUGUGUGUGUGUGAGAGUGUGUGUGUGUUUCAAAAGAUCAGUUCACCCAAAUUGUGCAAUUUUUCAACGUUUUGAGAGCAGCACAGAAACAUUUCCGUUGCGCUUUAUUAUAGUUUGAGUGGAUGUCCCAAACCCUGAGCUCAUACAUCUGAAGCUGCAGUGAUUAAUCAUUAAUCAUUUUAUUAAUCACUGCAAUCUUCAAAUUUGAGAAUCUGAAGUAUUGCUGCUUUUCUCCUUGCAACAGAGAUGCUAAACAUUUACAUGAAGGCCAUUUCUAAAUAUUGUUCACAUUAUGCUAGACAUGUUCUAUUUCCAGUUUAGAUCAGUGUUACUCAAUGAUCUUCACUUUAUGUUACAUGUAUUAAGUCCAGCUCAUUUCUUCCUAUUUGUUUAAAAAAAUAACCAAACAAAUAUUUUAUAAUUCCAUUUCUGAUCACAGAGAACUUUAAUGCACUCUGUGUUUUCCAGCUGAAUCAGUUGCAGGGCAGAAAAACAUUUAUUUGGCUUCAUUAUUUAUGCUGAUUUUGUUUUCUGGUCAGUUAUCCACCAGUGCACCAGGGGGGGCUGCUCCCUCUACCUUACAUCAACACACAAUUGCAAACAUUUGAGGUUUCCAGCUUCUCAAAAGGAUUUUAAUAUCUUUGGGUUCUGAGCUCUCGGGAAAUUAUAAAAGGCAAAACACGUAAUUGAUUAUCCUUGUUUGCAGCCCCUCAGUUUGUAGAUCUCAAAGUGUUUUUCUGUUAUUGGUGUGAAGUGACCCUUUAAGUCAUCACCAGUAAGACACUAACAGAAAACGUACAUUCCCACAUGGUGUGUCCAGAUCAAGGCUGAUACCUCAACCUUGCUAUAUAAUUUACUGUUCAGAGAUGUUUGUCUUUAAAUUUCUUUUAAUUUUUCCAAAGAGUGAAACUUCCACAAAGCUGUGACGUUGACAGUGAAGGUUUUUUUUGUCAGCACGUGGGAUUUUUUUAUAGAUCGCCUGUUUGACUGAGUAUAUGUUCUGUGGAGUUGAGCCUGCGUUUCUUAGGCAGAGCCGUGACAGCCUGGUGAAAGACUAGUGCUGUGAGGGCGGGUGUGUUUUUCUGCCACACCUCCCAACUAUGGCAAUAUGUUUUAAAUUGUUUCAUUUCCAAGAGUGAUUUUAUUUAAGAUAUUUAUUUUUGCUGAAUAUUUAUUUAUAUGUAUUCAUACUAUAGUUUAGAUUUGAUUGAUUUAAUUGCCUUUUCUGGUUCGUGGAAACACGACUGCAGACUAAACAACGAACAUAGUGCACACAGAAUAUGACAAUAACUGCACAGACUCUUUAGUAUGAUCGUUAUCCACUAAACAUCUCCGCUAAAUAUUCCUCACUGUGAAUAGAGCCUGGUCCGACAGCAGCUCCUGCUCAGAGCUUCAGAGGUCAACAUGUGAAUGACUCACCAAACUGGGCGUCUGCUGCGUUACUGUGCAUUUCAUGUGUGUCACAACUCUUGGCUGUAAAUAUAAUGGAUCUCUGAGCACCAAAUUUGGGUUGAAGGAAAGGGGACACGUGACUUGAAGACCAAAUAACCCGUUAGUUUAAUGCCCACAGUUAUGAGUGGAAAGUAUGUUCACAGCACAGUUGGAUGGCUUCUCAGUUCAAUGCCAUCGGUCGUGCAAGUUUAAUGAAGACAUCUCUACAUUCUCUCUACACAAGACUUCUUUAUUGUGAUGUCAGAUAACUAACUGUUACCAAAACCCCCCGACACUAAUUUUCUCAGAUUCUCUGGACUGUUUGAAUCCUAAGGAAGGCUGUAGCUGCAAGUCAAACAUUUUGUUUACUAGUUUUUCGUUUGUUCGGGUAUGGUUUCUAAUAGUUUUACAUUAUGGAUAAAUUGUUUUUUCAAGAAAUAAUAAUUUUGAAAAGAACAGUUUUUGCUUUUUUUGUUGAGAGCUAAAUGAGAAAAUGUGUGUUACUCACACAUCUGUACGAUGUUCCAUGAGCUUUAGAGGCAUAGAGACUAGAAACAGUAGGAAACAGCCUGCUUCCAUCACAAAGGUCAGGAUAACUCCUACAGAACAUCGUAGGCUCAAUAUUCCACAUGUUGUAAAGGUGCUCAAUAUUUAUGCUGUUGCUACAUAGAUGUUAACAUUAACAGAUGUUACGACCUUAAUUAGCAGAAAUUGUGAUUUAAGCAUCAAAUUUCAUUAUUUCUCGUGCCAAGAGCAGCCUCCUACUUCUAUCACUUAUUAGCUUUUACGGAAGUUAGCAUGUUAACCAGCAUCAGAGAAGACUAACAAAUAGCACAAUUGAAUAUUUCAAAAAUCCCAAUGUUUUGGUUUUAUGGACAGUGAUGUGAUGGAAAUAUUUCUUCUUCCAAAAAUAACCUGUUGAUGUGAAUGUGUAAGUAAGCAUUCAAAUAGGUUUUCUUUUAGAAAGUCAGAACAGCAUAUAGUUCACCAUAACUACCUAUUUCCUUGUCUGAACUCACUGAAUGCUAGUGGAUAAAAUGGGUGUAAAAUAUUUACUAAUAUUCAAAACUUUCCAGACAAAAUCAAAUCCUAGAUGUGUAGAAUAAUACUCUUAGUUAGCUUAGCAUAGAGCAGGAUAACUGGCUUGUUGUCAGAAGGUUCAAACCCCCAUAAAAUGAAUGUCUAAAACUCAUUCAUAAGAAAAUUAUAUCUUUAUAACUUGUGAACAAAACGACAUGUUGUGGUUUCACUGGUGGGUUAUGGGCCCCUGUACUUUGGCGGCAGUGAUUUCGUGAAGAAAAGGUACACAACUUGUUUUUACACUACGGAUUAAACACAAAAAUAUAAAUCAGUCAGCUUUGUGAAGGCUUUUGAAAAGCCAUGUGGCUCCAUGGACAGAUAUGAGAGUGGCAUCGAUCAUCUCAACUAACUCUCAACAAGAAAGCAGGGAUGCACAUGUGUUUAUUCACCUUGAGCGACGUCCAAGGUUAAGGGUUGAGUCUUGAGAACACUCACAGCACAAGAACUGUGUUUGCAUCAUUACAUUCCAAACGAGGGAUUAUUUCACAUACUUGGCACAUAACACAUUGUGAAUAUUUUUUAAUUUGUGUGUAAAUGAUAUUGCACCUACUCAACCUGUGUUUGGAGGAUGUUUGGUUGUGUUCCAGUGGACUGAUGAUGCAGACAUGAAGAGAUUAACGCGAGGACGACUGAAGCCCUUCACUCUCUUGUGCGGGUGAAGGGUUGAGUUGAGAUAUUUAAGCUGCUAGCAUGUAAUCUACGUAUAUUUUUCCUAUGAAUGCAGUGACACUGAAACAACAAUUUAAGCGACUGUAAAGAUAAACUAUUUUGUUGAUGAUGUAGUUGAGGAUAUUUAUUUGAAAAGAUACAAAGGGACAAACCUGAUGUAUAAGCUAGCACUGAUUUGAAAACACUUUAAACUUGUUGGUUAUGUAGCAUAAGUCUGAAAAAAAAGAAGAGAAUAUUCCAAAGCAUUUCUUUUUUUUCUUUCUGAGGGAUGGUUUGUGGAGUGAGAUGGUUAAGGCCGGAUUACCAACUGGGUAAAAUCAGGCUGUUAUAUUUCUAAUUAUAUAUUAGAGUAAAGAUUGUGUAUAUGCAACAUUGAACCCCCAUAUAACAAAGGGCACAAAGGUUUAUUUUCUUAGUGUUAGAUUUUAUCUCAAAAAGGAUCUCACUGUGCCCACAUGUUACAUAUUGUUAAACUGAUUAGAGCUUUUUGGAGCAAACCUGGAACUAGGCUGUGGUCCAGCAUACCACAUAAUUCCACAUACAGUAGAUAGGAAUGGGGGGAAAUGGGGGAAAUGAUGGAGGCCCAGCAGCUCAUUUGUACCCCGGGGCCCCCCUCCCCAGGUGAAUCCGGCCAUGGAGAAGAUUGUGUACACCAUAGAUCUUAUUGCAAAUACACAGUCGAAAUAGCCUUACCGUGUAUUUCUGGAAAAUAUAGACCUGCCUGCUGGUUCAUAUAGGUCUUGUGUAGCAAUUGGUCCUGUGCUGGUUUCCAGUGAAGCCACUGGUUGGCUGUGGGAAAUGUGAAAUCAGUUCUUAGUAAUUUAUUGUUAGCGUUUUAUUUAUUGUUUUCUUUCUUUGUGUUAGAGAUGCACACCUGAGGGCGUGGUUCUGUGAAACGGGCUUCCAGCUGUUCCUCACAGCUUUUAUUGGGUCACUUUACCCUGAAACACUGUGUUCAGUUCUCUGAUUGCUCUUUGUGUUAUAUUUCUGUAAAUACUCUGUACAUGGGCAUUUGUAUGAUGCUGAGAGAGAUGUUGAAAAUAGCUCUAUUUAUAAUAAGAGGUGAUGUUAUUUUAAGUUGUAUUCCUGUUUUACUGGGAAGGCAUUACAUAGCAAUAAACAUUGCACAGAGUUGACCUCAAAUAAUUUACUCCUCCAUCUAUCUUCUGUAGCUUGCUUCUAUUUUACUUUUCAUUAGACACGACAACCAAAGCUUCUUUUGUAACCAAAAUCUUUGCUCCUCUCCUCCCCCCCUUUCCUGUCAUCCUCCCAUUAAUCCUUUUAUCACAAGUCACUCCUUUUCCUCCUCUACUUUUUCGCCCUGCACUGCUGUUGACUUCAUUCCCGCUGUUCAGAAGUAUUGAAAUUCCUCCAGGUUGGACUACGGGUCCAAUCUGUUAAGCUGUUUUCAUUGUAAUGGGGGCUGGAGCUGGGG